UCAUGAAAGAAACAAAACCAUUUCUGAGCAUUAGGGUUGCGGCAGUGACACUGUAACUCGCAGUGAAAAUGGCCGCAAAGUUUUCCCGCAAUGUUGGAUUACAUGCGGUUAUUGUUUUGUUUAUAUAUUGGAUCAACGCUCACACCUGUUUAGGAUUUAAAAAAGAUCCUCGUAGUCAGUUUUACGGCCAUGCUGUUGUACAUCCAUCAAUAUAUACAGAAGCUAGAGAAAAAAGAGAUCUACACUCUGUUAAGGUUAAUAAUGAAGAAAAAUUAACUAUAGGAUUUGUAGCAUUUGAUAGGAAUUUUCUAUUAGACUUAAGAAUGAAUAAAAAUCUUCUUCCUACUCAUUAUUUUGAAAAACAUCAAGAAAAUGAUAGCUACAUCACUCAUUUGCCUAUGAAAUAUGAUCAAAGUCACUGCCAUUAUCAGGGUCACUUGAAAGGGAUUAACAACUCAUGGGCAGCAAUCAGUACAUGUAAUGGUAUCAGUGGGGUUAUUUAUGAUGGUAAUGAUUUGCAUUACAUUCAGCCAGAUCAUAGAUAUGACGAUGAAAGACAUCUGGUCUUUCGAGCUUCUGAUUCAGUGCCUCAAAAUUUAACUUGUGGUUACUCAGGUUCCUUAGAUACUCUAGUCACAAAUCCUGUUUUUGAUAAACUAAAAAGGACCAAGCGAUCAACUGUGUUACAAGCGCCGUACAAAAGUAAUGAAAAAUCCCGUUUUGUGGAGCUCAUAAUUGUUAAUGAUAACAGAGAAUAUAAAGAAUUUAACCAAGAUAAAAAGGCUGUUUUUGAAAGAAGCAAAAUUAUUGCAAACAUUGUGAAUGGGCUCUACGCCCCAUUAAAUAUAUUCAUUGCUCUUGUUGGUGUGAUCGUAUGGUCCGAUCAUGAUGAAAUCAAGUUGUCAUCUGAUGGGGAUGCAACUUUAGCUAAUUUUUUACAUUAUCGACGAGAACGACUUGCUCAAGAACAUCCAAAUGAUAAUGCUCAACUCAUCACAUCUUUGACAUUCGAUGGUGGUGUUGUUGGUAAAGCUCUUAAAGGUCCAAUAUGCACUUAUGAAUAUUCAGGAGGCGUUAAUAUGGAUCACAGUCAUGUUGUUGGGUUGGUUGCAACAACCAUGGCACAUGAACUAGGACAUAAUUUUGGAAUGGAGCAUGAUACUGACGAAGAAUGCCAAUGUCCUGAUGAAAAGUGCAUCAUGGCUCCUUCUUCGAGCUCUACCAGUCCUCGACAUUGGUCAUCCUGUUCCAUUGAGUAUUUAGAGUUAGCAUAUUCUCAGGGAAUGGAUUAUUGUCUUAAAAACCUUCCAACUGCAGUCAUUGGUCCAGUGUGCGGAAACGGCUUUUUGGAAGAAGGUGAAGAAUGUGACUGUGGCUUGAAAGAGUUCUGUGACAAUCAUUGUUGUAAUGCCACUUCAUGCAUGUUGUAUGAAAAUGCUACUUGCGCUAUGGGAGGCUGUUGUGAUGUUGACACAUGUCAGGUGAGAAAAGUGGCAACUCCUUGCCGAGCUUCUAUUUCAGAAUGUGAUCUUCCAGAAUACUGUGAUGGUCUUUCAGAGUUCUGCCCAUCCAAUACCUUUCGCCAAAAUGGGGGUCAAUGUGGAAAUGAAAAAGCCUACUGUUAUGAUGGUAAAUGUCAGUCUCAUCAGGAUCAAUGUAAACUUCUCUGGGGGCAAACUGGAAAAAUGUCUGACUUAAGAUGUUAUGAGCAAAAUUUUAAAGGCAAUGUUAACGGCAACUGUGGUUACAACCGAGUGAACCAGACUUAUAAAGCAUGUCGAAAAGAGGAUAUUUUGUGUGGUAUGCUCCACUGUUCACACCUCAAUGAAAAAUUGGAGUUCGGAUUAGAAUCUGCUGCAAUUUUGGCACGUUCUUUUAUAAAUGUAAAGGGAAAGGUAUUUACUUGCAGAUCUGCAAUUGUUGACUUGGGAUUAUUUAACACUGAUCCUGGUUUGGCUCCUAAUGGUGCCAAAUGUGGCGAUGGAAAGUCUUGUGUCAAUCAAAAAUGUGUGCCAGUCAAUACAAUUCAGAAAACUGUUUGUCCAUAUGGAUGUAGUGGAAAUGGGGUUUGUAACAAUCGUGGGCACUGCCACUGUGAUAAUGGUUUUGCACCGCCAUACUGUGAUUCUCCUGGUGCUGGAGGAAGUAUUGAUAGUGGUCCAGCAUCAGACCCCAGCAAAAACUUUGUUGUUAUGGCCAUGUAUAUAGUAUUUUUGGGUCUGUUGCCUCUUGCAGUCCUCACUGCUCUUGCAAUCUAUUAUUAUCGCAGUCACCUUAAAACUUGGUGGUCCAAGAAAGCACACAAAGCAAAUAUAAAAUCCAGAACAAAAACCAAUGCUCAAAGAAAAGCACAGCCAUCUACAAAGUUUAAUUUUGAUCGGAACAGCUUGCGCACCUUGGAAAUUUCUUCUCCAAUUCAAAUUCCCCCUCCUGCUGUACCCUUCAGCAAUCAUCCAUCAAUGCCUUCAACUUUACCAAACAAAAAUGUUAAUAACCUUUGCCAAGUCCACAUAUCACCUCCUAUCCCUCAAAGCUCAACAAAUAAUAUUCCUAGUAACAAAUUUAUUCCAGUUAGACCAGCUCCUCCAAGACCUGAAAAUGCUCCAAAAAGAGUUCCAUCUUGGACACCGGCAACCGCCGUUGCGCCACACGCAAUAGCAAGAACUGCAAGUCUGAGGAGUCCGACCGAAAACAGUGCUGGAAACCGACCUCUUAGUGCGUCUACUUUUAGACCUAGUUGCCCACCCCCGCGACCACCUCCCCCAAAAAGUCCACCUCCUCAUCAACAAGAUCCAUCGGUACGCACCUACGAAGACAUUUCGAGGCCUUGUGACACUGAACGUUCAGAAACGCCUAAUUCAUCUUUUUAUGACGACUGUCAAACCCUUGACUUUAGUGAUACUCCUCUUGCAUUUGUUCAUAAACCAGCAAAGGUGGGUGACAGCAAAGAUUGUGAUACAGCUUUUCACAGCCAGAGUAAUAACGUUGCAGCUGGUAGAGUAGGUUCAGUUAGCAAAGAGAAAGCAAAAAGUAACAGACCUUCAAUGCUUCGGCAAGGAGAAAAUACUUCCAAGGUCUUACCUCGCGUUCCUAGGACAAAUGAAAAUUCAGUUGUUGCAUCUUUGGCUCAGAGAUUUGAGAAACAGGAUGCAUCUAAACUUGAUUAUUCAACUGACAUAGCUUUGAGACCUCCUUUUAAAUCGAGGCCUCUGCCACCUCGACCGGAUAAUACAAACGUUUAAAUUGUGAUGAGACUUUUAUUAAAUUUUCAACCAAAAAAUGAAAGACUUUUUGUUGCAUACUAUUUUAUUUAUUAUAAAGACUUCUCAGAGAGAGUUUAUCGCUGUUGAUCAAUAAAAACUGUCCUCAAGUCAGAUACAAUGGCUUGGUUGCAGUUAUAUUGAUUAAAAUUUUAUAUUACUAGAGCUUGAUUUUUUUUUGUUUUUUGAACAAUUUAUUUAUCAUAUUUAUAAUGGAUCAUUGACUCUGUUCCUAUUAUUGAUAGCAUUCUAUCAUUCAAAGAAUGCAUUGUGUUUAUUUUAUCAUUGUGAUGCAUGAUGUUUAUUAUUAUCAUAAGUUCAUGUUAUUAUUUCAAUUUGGUUUGGUAUUUUAUGUAAAGAGCAGAAAAAACAAAUAAUCUGUGAUCAGUUUAUAUUGUUGAACUACAUUUCAUAUUUGUUGUAUGCUAUAAUUGACAAUUUUUUUCCCUUUCACAUUGUUACAAACAUUUUUCACUACUUCAUAUUGUUGCUGCUCUCAUUAUAAUUGCAUGUUUUUUGAAUUAAGUCUUGUUUUUUGACAUACCAAAAAAAAUUGCAUACAUUAAUAAUUGUUUAAUAAUUUACAAUAAUCCUGGUUUUAUAAUACAAAAUUUUCUGUCAGUCAGAUUGAUGUUACUCACAUAGAAGACAUAUAAAAAGUGUAUUUCUUUAAAGAUCUUUUUUAAUCAAAAA
Molecule: messenger RNA, 3953 nt
Organism: Parasteatoda tepidariorum (common house spider)
Lineage: Eukaryota; Metazoa; Arthropoda; Arachnida; Araneae; Theridiidae
Product: zinc metalloproteinase-disintegrin-like MTP8
Biological process (GO): membrane protein ectodomain proteolysis
Molecular function (GO): metalloendopeptidase activity
Source: RefSeq, a predicted model, not a curated record